GAUAUUACAUUGCGUGAUCGGCGGUGCACGCAUCAGUAGUCCGGAGAACAGUAAACGAAAUACACGUGUUGCUUAAGUUUUUUAAUGUGUCCAGACGGACGUUCGCGGGACGAACGAUUUCGAAGAAAGAUUUCCUCUAAAUUUUGACCUUUUAACGAUCGAUGAUAGAAAUUUUUUAUCUAAUUACAAUUGUCAUUGCCAAAUGUAUCGGUACAUUAAAAGAAAUGAAUCAUUGAUCGCCAUGCUUUUUUAUGAAGGUUUUCGAAAUGUCGAAUUUUGUCAAUAAUAUUAAAAAAUUUUAUUCGUGACGAUAUAACUAAGAAAAAAAGAAAAGAGAGAGAGAGAGAGAGAGAGAGAGAGAGAUUAUAAGAAAAUUUGAAUGAAAAAGAAAGAUCCGAAAGAUGAGAUUGAAUAAUUUAUUAAGCGAGAGAAGGCUGCUCGUUUUAAUGACGAUCGUAUCGGCUUUGUUUGAUCUUUACGUGAUCGCCGAUGACGAUAAUGUAUCAACUAUGGUACGUGCUAAAAAGGCACGGAUGGUGAAGAAGCUAAAAAGAGAUUUCCGAAAAUUGAAGAAGCAAGAGGGUGCGAUAAAGUUGGUUGGUGGUGAGAAUGGUGAUUACGAAGGAAAUAUAGAGAUAUUGCACGAGGGUAAAUGGGGCAGUAUUUGCGACGACGAAUGGGAUUAUUUGGAGGCCAAUGUGGUUUGCAGGCAAUUAGGGUUCGACGGUGCAAUUAAACCAACGACCAACAGUCAUUUUGGACAGGCCAGAAGAAAAUACUGGAUGGAUAACAUUUAUUGCGACGGUACAGAAGAGGAACUUUCCAAAUGUCGUUUUGAUGGAUGGGGAAAUUCUGAUUGCGAGAGUAACGAAGCUGCCGGUGUUAUUUGUUCUCACGAAGAAGAAAAAUCGUCAUUGUCUUCCUCUUUGAAAGAGAAACAAGCAAAGUCGAGGAUCAAGGAUAUGCAUCAGCAGGGCAUGGCCUUACGAUUGGCUGGAGGUCGAGUUCAUAACGAGGGUAGACUUGAAAUUAAACUGGGAACAGCUGAUUGGGGUGUCGUAUGUGGCGACGGCUGGUCCCUCUUCGAAGCAGGGGUGGUCUGUCGUCAACUAGGCCUUGGCUACGCCUCCGACGCGACACAAAGCAACUAUUUUGUCGGCGAGACUAUACCCAUAGCGAUUAGUGGUAUACGGUGUCAUGGGGAUGAAAAGAAUCUGGUUGAAUGUUUACACGAUAGAAUUUCUGAUUGUCCAGGUAUGAACGAGAACGUAGCAGGUGUAGUGUGUUCUCGAGAUAUGCCUGAUCUCAUUUUUGAUCAUAUCGAGUUAAUGAGGACAGCUCAUUUGGAGGAUCGUCAGCUUUACUGGCUUCAAUGUGCUAUGGAAGAAAAUUGCGUGGCUUCGCGUGCCUACAAAGUUCAAAAGGAAUCAUAUAAUUGGCAUUUUGAGAGCAGAAGGCUCUUGAGGUUCACCGCAAGGAUUUUAAAUGCCGGAACCGCUGACUUCCGACCAGCUGUACCUAAACAUUUAUGGGAAUGGCACAUGUGUCACAUGCAUUAUCACUCUAUGGAAGUCUUUGCUACAUUUGACAUCAUCGACUCGAGUGGCAACAAAGUGGCAGAGGGUCACAAAGCAUCCUUUUGUUUGGAAGAUAAUCAAUGUAUUCCAGGAGUUGAGCCACGAUAUAAAUGUGCAAAUUACGGUGACCAAGGAAUCUCCGUUAAUUGUAGCGACAUAUACAAACAUAAUAUCGAUUGUCAGUGGGUAGACAUUUCCGAGUUAGAACCAGGACAAUAUACGCUUAAGGUCGCCGUCAACCCAGAGUUUAAGGUCGGCGAAAUGUCGUUCGACAAUAACGCAGCGAUUUGUCGUUUGCUUUAUACCGAAACAUUCGCAACAGUGCAUAGUUGCGUCAUGGGACGACCUUGAUAAGAUCCAACGAAAUUACAAAAUACUCUUGUUAUCUAGAUUUCGAUAGGACAAUGCAAACUGAGAGGCUGCUUAUCAUUUUUCUCCUUAUACAAGCAUUAUCUCUAUCUCUUUCUCUCUUUCUCUCUAUCUAUUUCUCUCUAUUUUAUCAUAAAGUCUAUAUUAAUUCUCAUAGAUGAUCUUUACGAUUUUUCAUAAAUGAAAUCGAACGAUACACUUUAACUAUUGUAAGAAUAAAUCUAUAUAAAAAAGAGGACGCCGGUCGUUAUCGCAUAGCAAACGAUCGAUCGACUAACGUUGCUAUACUCUCUCGCUCUCUCUCUCUCUCUCUCUCUCUCUCUCUCUCUCU
Messenger RNA from Vespula pensylvanica (western yellowjacket), 2277 nucleotides. It is a transcript of the gene Loxl2, whose product is annotated as lysyl oxidase homolog 2A. The record is from RefSeq and is a predicted model, not a curated record. Gene Ontology annotation, molecular function: protein-lysine 6-oxidase activity; copper ion binding. The transcript has 8 exons. The coding region runs from base 402 to 1928 and encodes 508 amino acids. Gene Ontology annotation, cellular component: membrane. Lineage: Eukaryota; Metazoa; Arthropoda; Insecta; Hymenoptera; Vespidae. Gene Ontology annotation, biological process: peptidyl-lysine oxidation.